GAUUCUCAUAUUUCUCAAUGAGGACAAAUACUGAGAAGCUGAAAGGAAAGAGGCAAAUUCUACACAAUCAGGGAGGGGGUGGGUAGGUAGCAAUUGCCAUUUAAUCAUUUAUUGACGCCACAAGAAAUUGCAGUGUUCAAUAUUAUUUAGGAUUCUAUAAAAUGUCACACACUCACACAUACACAUGAGUCUUACUUGUAUAAGGCAGCCAAGUUAUACUCUGCCUCAUUGAGCACCCACCAACCACCAACCACCACCACUCAACAAAGAAAGAAAGGAUAAGUUUAACCAGAUGGGUUUCAAGAACAACUUGUUAGUAUGUGCUGCAAUUGAAAGUGAAACUAUAGAAGAGAUGGUGAAGUCAAUUGAGAAAGCAAAAGAAGAAGGUGCAGAUCUUGUUGAGCUUUGUAUGGACUCCAUUUCUGUUAUCCAUCUUGCAGAUGUUGAGCUUCUCUUCAAACAAACAACUCUUCCUGCAAUUGUUUCAUUCAGAGUAAAUUCACAGAAUAAAUCACACAAAGGAGAUUUGAAGCACAAAUGUUUGCAAAUUCUGAGGCUCGCAAUCGAAUUGAAUGUUGAAUUUGUCGAAAUCGACUUUGAGCUGGCUUCUUCUGAUGUGAUGAAUGAAUUGAUGCAAAAACGAGAAAAUAGCAAGAUAAUUGUAUCUAGUUACGUGAAAAGUGGCAUUGGCAUUUGUUGCAAAGAAACCCUAGGCAAUUUGCUUGUAGCUCUUCAAUCUACCGGAGCAGAUAUCGUUAAAGUUGUCACUGAAGUUGCUUAUAUUACAGAUGUAGCACCAGUCUUUCAUAUCCUUACUCAUUCACAGGUCCCUGUGAUUGUAAGAGCAGUUGGAGAUAGAGGGCUUAUAAGCCAAUUAUUAGGCCCAAAAUAUGGCGCCUUUAUGGUUUGUGGUUCUUUAGAAGGAAAAUCCAUACCUGGCUUACCGCCUCUACUCAGCAUAAAGAACGUUUAUCAGCUCGAUAAUGUGGACAUGGAUACAAAAGUGUUUGGUGUUGUCUCAAAUCCAGUAGGUCAUAGCAAAGGUCCUCUGCUACAUAAUCCUGCUUUCAGAUAUUGUGGUUUCAAUGGAAUUUAUGUCCCGCUUCUCGUUGACAAUCUUAAAGAGUUCCUCAGAGUGUAUUCAUGUUCAGAUUUUGCUGGUUUCAGUAUUGGACUGCCACAUAAGGAAGCAGCGGUAGCAUGUUGCGAUGAAGUUGAUCCCCUUGCUAAGUCAAUAGGAGCUGUGAACACCAUUGUUAGGCGGCCCAUUGACGGGAAGCUGGUUGGUUACAACACAGAUUGCGAUGCCUGCAUCACUGCUAUAGAAGAUGCACUGCAAGAGAGGCAGAGUUCAAAGGGGGAAGUACAAAAUGGAUCAUCCCCAAUUAGUGGAAGAUUAUUUGUAUUGGUUGGAGCAGGGGGUGCGGGGAGAGCACUAGCUUUCGGAGCCAAAAGCAAAGGAGCGCGUGUCGUGAUUUUUAACCGCAAUUUUGAGAGGGCGGAGUCUCUUGCACGAGCAGUGUCUGGUGAGGCUUUGCCUAUCGAACAAUUGGACACAUAUUGCCCCCAAAAUGGAAUGAUUCUUGCAAAUUGUUCUGCCAUUGGCAUGGAACCAGAUGUCCACCUAACACCAGUCUCCAAGGAGAAUUUAAGAUCAUAUGAUCUUGUAUUUGAUGCGGUGUAUACACCUAGAAACACCCGGCUAUUGCAAGAGGCUGCAGAGGUUGGAGUCACGGUAGUGAGUGGUGUUGAGAUGUUCGUUAGACAAGCUCUUGGUCAGUUCAAAUUGUUUACCAAUGGAUUAGCUCCGGAGGACUUCAUGCGCAAGGUUGUAUUAGAACAAUUUUGAGUUUUUCAUCAUCCAACCAUCAUGGCUAUUGGCUAGGGUCUCUUCAACACCUCGGCCAGUCUGGUUCCGUCCAAGAGUACAAAACCACGAAUAUAUUUAAAUAAGGUGGAAUAACGACCUUAGUAUAUGUUUGAUUACUAAAUUUAUGAGAGAGUAUGAUUGAUAAAAUAGAGAAUGAACAAAGAUUGUGUAUAUCGGUUAUUGAUGGAUGUAUUGUGAUUGCACGUUGCUGAAGAGCGUAAAACUUGCAUUUUAGAACGCUGUGAUAAAACUCUUAUCAAUGUUCGCUUAUUCGGUCAAUGCCUUCUUGUAUGUGCAAUUCAACUAAACCCGAACGGUCUAUUGGAGUGCCA
Helianthus annuus (common sunflower) is the source of this 2202-nucleotide messenger RNA. Its product is annotated as bifunctional 3-dehydroquinate dehydratase/shikimate dehydrogenase, chloroplastic. Gene Ontology annotation, biological process: chorismate biosynthetic process; shikimate metabolic process. The transcript has 10 exons. The record is from RefSeq and is a predicted model, not a curated record. The coding region runs from base 293 to 1849 and encodes 518 amino acids. NCBI's taxonomy places the organism in Eukaryota, Viridiplantae, Streptophyta, Magnoliopsida, Asterales, Asteraceae. Gene Ontology annotation, molecular function: 3-dehydroquinate dehydratase activity; shikimate 3-dehydrogenase (NADP+) activity.